Ochlerotatus camptorhynchus is the source of this 3045-nucleotide messenger RNA. RefSeq lists its product as uncharacterized. The transcript has 4 exons. Gene Ontology annotation, molecular function: aspartic-type endopeptidase activity. Gene Ontology annotation, biological process: proteolysis. Lineage: Eukaryota; Metazoa; Arthropoda; Insecta; Diptera; Culicidae. The record is from RefSeq and is a predicted model, not a curated record. Bases 1 to 3045 code for a protein of 1014 amino acids.
AUGGAACAUCGUCAUACACCGGUUAAGGUGGCCGGUACAAGUCCGUUCAGGAAACCACAGCAAUCGAGGUCGGUCGCUAAUACCGCGGUUGCUAGCCCACGAUCCAGUCCCCUAUCGUGUAUCUCCUGCUCCGAAAAGCAUCUCUUGAAAUGUAGCGUCGCCCCAGAAUUCGAACCACCAGCCUCCUCCUCCACGGUAAGGUCCGUGGAAUCAAGUGUAUCAGCUCAUCCAGCUACCGAAGUGAGUCUGCCAGCUCAUGCCCGCUCUUCAAGCACAGCUUUCCUUUGCACGGUUGUGCUGACAGUCCUCGAUGAAGACGGUAACGAGCACUCUGCUCGAGCACUCAUCGAUUCUGGAUCCCAAUCCAACUUUAUCUCCAAAAGGCUCGCUAGUCGUCUGAGUCUGAAACCAGAACGAGCCCACAUCCUCAUCACUGGGGUUGGGGAGUUGGCAACCAGAGUUUCACAGCUGGUCUACGCAACGAUUCGCUCACGAGACGAGUACUACACAAGUGAAUUGGAAUUCCUAGUUCUUCCAACCCUCAUGACCGAACUUCCGGGCAGAGACGUGGACAUCUCCGAUUGGUACAUUCCCAAGACAGUUGAACUCGCCGAUCCCAACUUCAACAUCAAUAGUCCCAUCGAUAUGAUCUUGGGAGCUGACCAAUUCCAUGAGUACCUGAGGAACGGUAGAAUCCACCUCAACCGUGGGUCACCAACGCUAAUCGAAACAAUUUUCGGUUGGGCAGUUUCGGGCCGCUGGUACAGCAAUUUUCCACGGAUCCCUCUACGCUGUUGUACCGCAACCACCACCCAUAACCUGGAAUCACUUAUGGAGAAGUUCUGGGAGAUUGAGUUUAUCAAUACUGGUCGAAUUUACUCGGCAGACGAAGUCGCUUGUGAUGAGCUGUACCAGGCUACUACGAUCAGAAACGCAGACGGAAGGUAUGUAGUCGCUCUUCCAAAAUCUCAGAAUCCCCAUAUUCACCUCGGCGAAUCUCGAGCCAUCGCCGAAAGGCGUCUGCGAAGUUUGGAACGCCGGCUUGAGCGGGACGAAGCUGUCAAGGUAGCCUACCAUGAAUUUAUGGACGAGUACCUACGACUUGGCCACAUGCGACGACUCGAAGAUCCGGUAGAUGAUUCUCUGAUGCACUACUACUUGCCGCAUCACCCGGUGUUCAAGUCCAGCAGCACUACGACAAAGGUACGGGUCGUAUUCGAUGCCUCUUGCCGCACAUCAUCCGGCAAUUCCUUGAACGACAUUCUCCUCGUUGGCCCAGUCGUGCAAGAGGAUCUCCAGUCCAUCGAAUUGCGAUUCCGGACGAAACCUGUUGGAGUCGUGUCGGAUGUGGAGAAAAUAAGUAAACCAACAGAUCCAAUCUCCACGUUCGAGCUUCAGACCGUUACAUAUGGUACGUCCUCUGCGCCAUUCCUCGCCACUCGAACCCUAGUUCAACUCGCCAACGAUGAAGGUGAGAAUUUCCCGAUGGCCAAGAAGGCCGUGCUAGAAGUUUUUUACGUCGACGACCUCAUCAGCGGUGCCGAAACUCCAGAAGAAGCCAUCGAACUCCGUCGGCAGCUCAGUGAGAUGCUAAGUUCCGCCGGUUUUCCAUUGAGGAAAUGGGCCUCCAACAGCUCAGCAGUCCUAGCCGAAAUUCCUUCGGACCAACUAGCAAUCCAACCGUUCUACGAGUUCUCCGACGAGCAGUCAGUGACCAUCCUUGGACUGAUCUGGGAACCGAAGACCGAUACACUGCGAUUCCGAAUACAGCUUCCAAUUCCAGCUACCGUGUUCACCAGACGAAACGUCCUUUCGUAUAUCGCGCAGAUCUACGACCCACUUGGCCUCGCCGGUCCGGUGGCCAGGGCAACCAAUAUCCAGCUACACUUCUUUUCGGAUGCUUCCGAGAAGGCUUACGGCGCAUGCGUAUACAUGCGCUCCGAAGAUCAACAUCAGAACAAUUUCGUCCACUUGCUGGCAGCAAAGUCAAGAGUCACGCCGUUGAAGACCCGCCAUUCCAUUGCGCGCUUGGAACUCUCCACGGCGGUUUUGUCUACCGAACUCUUCCAAAAGGUAAUUGCUUCCCUAAAAUCCGACUGUCCAGUAUUCUUUUGGGUAGAUUCCACGACGGUGCUGCAGUGGCUAAAUUCAUCACCGGCCUGCUGGAAGGUAUUCGUGGGCAAUCGAGUCUCAAAAAUCCAACAAGCUACGGUGGGACAUCCAUGGAAUCACGUCGCUGGGUCCGACAAUCCGGCCGAUGACAUCUCUCGUGGCCUUACUCCGGCCGAUCUUCUCCACUGCGAACGCUGGUGGACCGGACCAACGUGGUUGAAACUGCCGUCGGACCUGUGGCCAAACCAAUCCAACGGAGGCGAUAAUACUUCAACAGAAGAACGCAAGAUUUGUCUAGCAGCCAACGCAACCCAAUCCAACGAGUUCUCCGAAUUCUUAUUUGGUCGCCUUUCGUCAUACUCCAAGCUACGCCGAAUCGUCGCUUAUGUUUUCCGUUACCUGCGUGCACUGUGCGCAUCAGCCGCAAGGAACCAUCCAAAUGGUACUUGUGCGGUCUCAUCGAAGUCUGUGGUACAACUCGCCGCAUUCCUCACAACGUUGGAACUACGGGAGGCCGAAAUCGCUUUAUGUCGCCUGGCUCAGCGCGAUACGUUCUCUGGAGAAGUGGCAGCUCUACGAAACGGUAUACUUGUGAAUAAAUCUUCGCCGAUGAAAUGGCUCAACCCUAGCAUUAGCAUCAACGACGUCAUUCGGGUCGGUGGACGACUCGAAAACUCCAAGGCUUCUGACGAUACCAAACACCCAAUCAUCAUUUCCGGCAAGCAUCCGCUGGCCACGCUGCUAGCCAACCAUUGCUAUCGAUCGCUACUGCAUGCCGGACCACAGCUGAUGAGUGCACCAUUCGCCAGAAAUUCUGGAUUCUUGGCGGUCGGGAUCUCCUUCGUCAGGUGUACCACCAAUGUCACACCUGCUUCCGACGAAAGCCAGUCCUUGUGCAACAAACAACCGCCGAUUUACCAACCUCACGAGUAA